Molecule: messenger RNA, 720 nt
Organism: Penicillium subrubescens
Lineage: Eukaryota; Fungi; Ascomycota; Eurotiomycetes; Eurotiales; Aspergillaceae
Product: PSME3-interacting protein
Exons: 2
Coding region: 1-720 (239 amino acids)
Cellular component (GO): nucleus
Source: RefSeq, a predicted model, not a curated record
AUGUCAUCUGGUUUCGUGUCCGCCGGGACAAACGACGAGCCCGUGGAGCGCGAUGAUGCCUGGGUAAGAGCGCAGAAAGAGUUGGAGGAGGAGCGGCGGAAGAAGGCCGAGGCUGGGCAGCAGAAGGAUGGGAAGAGUCUUUUUGAGGUGCUGCAGCAGAAUAAAAUGGCGAAACAAGAACAAUUCGAGGAGAAAAUGCGAUUGAAGAACCAAUUCCGCGCGCUGGACGAGGACGAGGUGGACUUUCUAGAUUCGGUCCUGGAAUCGACUCGUGCACAGGAAGAGGCUGUGAAAAAGGAUACAGCCGAUCAACUGGAAGUCUUCCGGAAACAGCGCGAGGAGGCGGAGAAGGCCAUGUUGGGGUCUACCACGUCGGAGUCGACACCUGCGCCUGCGGAGGAGGAGGAUUGGGCGAUUUCUGCAAGGAAGAGGAGGAGGGAUAAGGGAAAGGAUUUGUUGCUUCCGGGGAAGAAACGUAAGGCUUCGACUACGGAGGAGAGUGCCUCGCCGAAGACUGAGGGGGUAGCUACUAAGUCUACGUCUUCACCUGUGAAUGAUGCUCAAAGCGCGAAGGCGGCUGAAAACGCUGUCAAAAGUACAUUGGCGACGCAGACACAGUCGAGUAUACCGGAUAAAACCACAGAGACCAAACAGCCAGGUAAACCAGCACCUGCAGGACUCGGACUGGUAGGAUAUGGAUCAGACUCCGAUUCAGAUUGA